UUUGGUCCUGCUCCCUCAAAGCUCUAGGAUCAACGGGAAUGGUCUGGGAUCUGAUGACCGGGAGAUGCUCCGUUUCAGCUUGAAGUUCCGCUAUUAUUUUCUAUAAACUUAAACUGCACACUCUCGCUAGGGCUACAUUUCUCCAACUCCAUAGCUUCUCCUUCUCCUCCUCACUUGAGCUGCGCAUCAUGGCCUUGACUCCUCUCUACCCUAAUCUUCCAUUAAUGGACUACACCACAGCUGCACCUUUACAUCAGUACCUUAAUCAUCCUCCUCCUCCUCCUCCUUGUAACUUUUUUUAUUUUGUUCCUCAUCAGAGCAAUAACUACUACAGUUUCAACCCCAACCGUUUACCCUAUUAUUAUAACUGUAACGGUAGCAGCUAUAAUUGCUUUCCUUUGCCUUCAUUUAGUACUCUACCACAUACUCCAGCUCAGAAGUUCUCUGCUUAUUAUAUGCCACACCUAGCUCUUCCUAAUUCCAGCAGCAGCAUUUUUAACAGAGUGCAAGAUCGAGAAACUAUAGGCAGCGAAACCCAAAUCAGCAAUAUCAAACUGGAGGAGGAGAAAGAAGAAGAAGAAGAAGAAGAAGGAGCUCCGUUUAAGACGACGACGACGACCUUGAUGAUAAGAAACAUCCCCAACAAGUUCGACCAGAAAAGGCUCCUGAAGUUACUAGAUGAGCACUGUUGCAUUGUGAACAAGAGGCUUCAAGUUGAAGGCUGCACCAAGCCUGAAUUCUCUGAGUAUGAUUUCCUGUAUCUGCCCAUGGAUUUCAGAACCGGAUGCAACCGGGGUUAUGCGUUCGUAAACUUCACCUCCCCUGUCGCAGCUAAGAGACUUCAUCGUGAUCUGCACGAUAGGAGCUGGUCAGACGUCGUUUCUCACAAAAUCUGUGAAGUCACUGAAGCCAGGAUUCAGGGGCUGCCUGCACUUUUGAGAAGAUUCGCCACUUCAGUCUUCAUGUGUGAAAAAGCGGAUUACAGGCCUCUGCACUUCAGGCCAAGUCGCGACGGCUUGCGCUGGACUAAGCGACGAUACCUUGGCACGCACAUCCAAUCCAGAUUUCUCUCGCCAAGGAUUAGGAAGCAGUACUAAACGCUAAGGAUAUGAAGUAUCAAUGAAAUCAGUAGUUCCCUCUGUCUCACUCUCUAUCUACCUAUGUUGGGUCUGAAAAUGGGUGGAUAGAGAGCGAGAAAGAGAGAAUUGGAAAGUUGUGCUUUACUUUAAUUACGUGCUACCCUUUUUAAUUAACUGUUUCUUGCUUUAGUUUCUAAUUAUGAUCAUAUGAUACUUUUAGUUAGUUACUUGAAUUCCGGCUCCUCUUACAAUUUCUAUCAGGA
Molecule: messenger RNA, 1342 nt
Organism: Asparagus officinalis (garden asparagus)
Lineage: Eukaryota; Viridiplantae; Streptophyta; Magnoliopsida; Asparagales; Asparagaceae
Product: protein MEI2-like 1
Exons: 4
Coding region: 189-1097 (302 amino acids)
Molecular function (GO): RNA binding
Source: RefSeq, a predicted model, not a curated record